GAUUACUGGGGAGGUUUUGAGGUGCAAAAUGGCCGUGAUGAUUAGAAUCGCUUUCAGAGUUUCUUGGCUUUGUUACCUGCUAAUUGGAGGGAUAACCUGUUCUACAUCAAGUGAUGGGAGUCCUGCACCAGGUUCUGAUGCCGCAUGGCUCUAUGCAGGCUCACUUAGGUCUAAAGGGUAUGGUAAUUACAACUCUCCAACAGCUCCAUUGCAAGCGCAGCUGACCGAAGAGCAACAGAACCAUCUGGCUGCCAUCCUGCAAAAGCAACUUGCACCCAUGCCCCAGGCACCUCAGAAAAUGUUGUAUCCAGCUCAAAUGCCCCAGCAGGAAAAGCAACCGUCCGCCAUGAUCAAACAGCAGACUCUACCGGCCAGUUAUCCUACACAGCCUAAAGGAGUGUUGUAUACUGCUCAAAUGCCCAAGAAGCAACCAGCUACUGAACUUCAGCAUCAGAAGGAACAGCAAGUGUGGUAUCCAGUUAAAAUUCCCCAGCAGGAAAAGAAAUCAACUACUAGUUCUCAGCAGCAGAAGGAACUGACCACCAUGCCCCAGAAGCAACCGGCUCCAAUGCCUGUACCGCAGAAACAACCAACAGCUAUGCCCCAGCAAGUAUGGUAUCCAGCUCAAAUGCAGCAGAAGCAACCAGCCCCAAUGCCUCCACCCCAGAAGCAACCGGCCACCAUGCCCAAGCAAGUGUGGCAUCCAGCUCAAAUGCCUCAGCAGCAAAAGCAACUAGCUACUAAACCUCAGCAGCAGAAGGAACCGGCCGCCAUAACCCAGCAACCACAGCAAGUGUUGCAUCCAGCUCAAAUGCUGCUAAAGCAACUUACUGCCAUGCCCCAGCAAGUGUGGUAUCCUGCUCAAAAGCCCCAGCAGCAGAAGCAACCGGCCGUUGAACCUCAGCAGCAGAUUGAACAGACCGCCAUGCCCCAGCCACCUCAGCAAGUGUGGCAUCCAGCUCAAUUUCCCCAGAAUCAACCAGUCCCUAUGCAUCAACCGCAGAAGGAACUGACCGCCAUUCCACCACAACUGUUGCAAUCUGCUCAAAUGCCCCAGCAGCAUAAGCAACCGGCUGCCAUGCUUCAGCAAGUGUGGCAAUUGGCCCCCAUGCCCCAGCAGCCGCACGAUGUGUGGUAUCCAGCUAAAAUGGUCCAGAAGCAACAAGCCGCUGCAACUCGGCGGCCGAAGGAACUGACCGCCAUACCCCAGCAAGCAUGGUAUCCAGCUCAAAAGCCCCAUCUGCAGAAGCAACCGGACGCUGAACCUCAGCAGCAAAUAGCACUGACCGCCAUUCCCCAGCCACCUCAGCAAGUGUGGCAUCCAGCUCAAUUUCCCCAGGAGCAGAAGCAACCAGCCUCAAUGUUUUUACCACAGAAGCAACCGACCGCCAUGCCCCAGCAAGAGUGGUAUCCAGCUCAAAUGCCCCAACAGCAACUGGCCCCAAUGCUUUUACUGCAGAAACAACCAACAGCUAUACCCCAGCAUGCAUGGUAUCCAGCUCAAAUGCCCCAUCAGCAGAAACAACUGGCCACCAUGCUGCAGAAGCAACCAGCCACUAUGCCCUCGGACGUGUUGCAUCCAGCUCAAAAGUCCCAGCUGCAGAAGCAACCAGCCGCUGAACUUCAGCAGCAAAUUGAACUGACUGCCAUGCCCCAGCCACCUCUGCAAAUGUGGCAUCCAGCUCAAUUUCCGCAGAAGCAGACGCAACCAGCCCCCAUCCAUCUACCUCAGAAGGAAUUGACUGGCAUACCCCAACAACUGUGGCAAACGGCCCAGCAGCAUAAGCAGCCGGCUGCCAUGCUUCAGCAAGUGUGGCAUCUGGCACAGAAGCAACCGGCCCUUAUGCCUCAGCAGCCUCACGACGUGUGGUAUCCAGCUAAAAUGGUCCAGAAGCACUACAAAAGCACUGAAGAUGGUGCCUCUGGUAGCUCUCAGGCCAGCAUCGUUGAACAGUCGGGUGUCAUCCCAAUCUAUUCCUACAGUUCCAAAUCACACUACGAGAAUGGGAGAACUGUCUUCUCCCAAACCCGCUACACUCCUAGGGAGCCUAUGCUGGUUGACAGUGGAGAUGCUCCCAAGGACAGUUAUGUUGGCAUUGGUGCACCAAGCAUAUAUCCACCACUAGUGAAGGAUUCUGCAAGGAAAAUGUAAUGGAUUCAUCCUCUAGAAGCUCUAAUGGUGAGAAUUGUUUCUGACAUUGGUUACUUAACAUUCUGUGUUGCUGACACUGCAGUUCUUUCUGCUUUUGUUUCAACCAGGAAGUUGCUGGUGCUCUUGCUGCUCUUGCUGCUCUAGCAUGAUGGAAUCAAUAAACAAUUUUACUUUCAAAAUGCCUUGUCUCUUUGAGAUAUUGGUUCUCAUAUCCAAUGCUUGCUAAUUGAGAACAGGUGGUGUGCAGUCUGUAGUAAAAAUGACUAAUGUUCAGUUAAUUCUUUGGUUUUCUAAUCUUUUCACCUGCGCUACUGGUUGUUCAAAAUAAAAGCUUGGGUCUACAUAAGA
Salvelinus fontinalis (brook trout) is the source of this 2500-nucleotide messenger RNA. RefSeq lists its product as uncharacterized. The coding region runs from base 29 to 2152 and encodes 707 amino acids. NCBI's taxonomy places the organism in Eukaryota, Metazoa, Chordata, Actinopteri, Salmoniformes, Salmonidae. The transcript is spliced from 4 exons. The record is from RefSeq and is a predicted model, not a curated record.